Molecule: messenger RNA, 399 nt
Organism: Microsporum canis CBS 113480
Lineage: Eukaryota; Fungi; Ascomycota; Eurotiomycetes; Onygenales; Arthrodermataceae
Exons: 4
Coding region: 1-399 (132 amino acids)
Source: RefSeq, a predicted model, not a curated record
AUGUCAUCCAAAAAGUUGGUUCCUUUUGCGAUGCUUCUGCUUUCUUUCGCCGGCGCGUUAUGUUAUGGAGAUAUCUCGGGAGAAGCUGUCAGGCCACUUUUGGUCGGCAAGCGGCGACGGCCAAGGGUUCCAGAAAAAUAUAUUUCUGCUGUCGAUGGAGAUGAUAUACGUGUCGCCCUGGUACGUAAGCUACGUCUGCAUGUUAUGGAUGUAGAGCUGUACUAUUACACAUGGACACAGGAAGAGUACGCAAGCCAAGGGGGAAGGACAACCCAAAAGCUUCGAGCUUUGCUCUCAAAUCAACCUUACAAGAACUUCGUGCAACGAUGUAUAAUAAACAUAUACAAGGCUGGUGACACUGCUUUGACUUGGUCUGCCCUGACCAUGGCCCAGUUCUAA